GAAUAUUUAUUUUCUGUUAAAGACCUAGGAAUUUUAUCUCUCAAACAGUCACUGACACCGCCCCGUGUCCGCGAUGGCUCUUCUCCGGCGAGACGCCCUGGUAACCAGGCAGCUGCUGCGGUUGGUUCUGUUACACACGGCCUGGGAGGUGGGCAGCGGCCAGGUCCGUUAUUCCGUGCCGAAGGACUCCAAACACGGCACCUUUGUGGGCCGCCUGGCCCAGGACCUGGGGCUGGAGGUGGCGGAGCUGGUGCCUCGGAUGUUCCGGAUGGUCUCCAAAGACAGGAGAGACUAUUUUGAGGUAAAUUUGCAGAACGGCGUUUUGUUUGUUAAUUCGCGAGUAGACAGGGAAGAGCUGUGCGGCCAGAGCCCCCUGUGCGCCAUUGACCUGGAGGUGAUAGUGGACAAACCCCUAAGGAUAUUUCACGUGGAAGUGGAGAUACAGGAUAUAAAUGAAAAUGCUCCUGUUUUCUUGGUACAAGCGCAAAAUCUAGUUAUCUCAGAAUCGAGACUGUCGGGUUCGCGAUUCCCACUAGAGGGCGCGUCUGAUGCAGAUAUUGGUACAAACUCUCUGCGAACCUAUAAACUCAGCCUAAAUAAUUAUUUCACUUUAGAUGUGCAAGUAAAAAAUUACCACAGUACAUUGGCGGAACUUGUGCUUAAGAAAUCUCUGGACAGAGAGGAAAUUCCUGAGCAUCGUUUAUUGUUCACCUCCACUGACGGGGGCAAACCGGGGCUCACAGGCACAGUUCAGCUGGUGAUCACUGUGCUGGAUGCGAAUGAUAACGCGCCUAUAUUUAACCAAUCUGUUUAUGAGGUGAGUUCGUUAGAAAAUGCAGGUCAUGGAACGUUAGUCAUUACACUUAAUGCGACGGACUUGGACGAAGGAAUUAAUAAAGACAUUUCAUACUCCUUUAGUGAUCUCCCAUUCAGUGUGAGAAAAAUAUUCAGCAUUGAUGCUUAUACUAGUGAGAUCCGACUUAAAGGAGAAGUCGAUUAUGAAGUCAAAACCCUGUAUGAAAUUCGAGUGGAAGCCAGAGAUAAAAGCCCGUUUCCUUUGGCUGGACAUUGCAAUGUUUUGGUGGAAAUUUUGGAUAUUAACGAUAAUGCCCCUGAGUUAACAAUAACGUCUCAUUCUCUGCCGGUUCCAGAGGACGCUCCCCCGGGGACAGUGCUGGCUCUUAUUAGCGUCUCUGACCGGGACUCGGGAGACAACGGCAAAGUCACCUGCUCCAUCCCCCCGAACCUGCCCUUUCAGCUCGUCUCCACCUUUAAGAAUUAUCACUCGCUGGUGCUGGCGGAGGCCGUGGAUCGGGAGCGAGUGUCUGAAUAUAAGAUCCUGGUGACAGCCAGAGACGAAGGGGCCCCGUCUCUCUCGGCUAGCAGUAGCAUUUUGGUGCCGAUCGCGGAUGUGAACGAUAACGCCCCCGCUUUCGCACAGCCCGUUUACUCGGUGUUCGUGAAGGAAAACAACCCGCCCGGGGCCCAUCUCUUCACCGUGUCGGCCUCGGACCCGGCCCUGAGGGAAAACGCCUUUGUGAACUACUCGGUGGUAGAGCGAAGUGUGGUAGAGCAGUCCUUGUCCGGCUACUUCUCGGUGCACUCGGAGAGCGGGCACAUCUAUGCCUUGCAGCCCUUUGACUACGAGGAGCUGCAAGUGCUGCAGUUCCAGGUGAGCGCGAGGGACGCCGGGUUCCCGUCGUUGUGCGGGAACGUGACUGUGCAGCUCUUUGUCCUGGAUGAAAAUGACAACGCGCCCGCAGUGUCCCCGGCUGGCUCCGGCCGCGGCUCGCCAGGGCCCGAGCUGGUUCCGCUGUCGGAAGAGGAAUAGAAAUACAAGGAAUGACAAGAAUACAAAGAAAAGAAGAGAAACGUGAAUUUGAUCCUAGGUAUCCCUGGACAAGGAAGAGAAACAACAUAUGAGAGCUGCCUGUAAUCCACUCACACAUAUCAGUUUUGUAAGGCGCUUAGAUACCAUGGCGUUGGGCAUAGUAUAAAAUAUAGAUAAAUAUAUUUCAUCUUCUUUUAUUAAACUGAUCUGUUGUUGGUACCAGCUGCACUUCUAUUUAAAAGUGACUUGUUAUUAGUAGGAAUAGAAAUUGAUCUUUUUAAAAGGGAAAACUUAGUUGUUUCACAGUUUAGCUGUUGGUAACAAAUUUUACUCUCCAUUAAAAUUCUUGUUCCUUCUACUGACAAAUGCUGGACACUGGCUCAAUAAAUGAUAAACAGCAACCCAGGAAACAAUAGAAGAACAUUUUAUUUUCCACUGCAUUUAUCUUCGUGUGCCCCAAAGCAUUUUACAGGGUUACGGUAAAUUAUACGACUACGGAGUUAAAUAAUAAAUAAUAGAAAAAAGAAAG
Messenger RNA from Chrysemys picta bellii (western painted turtle), 2360 nucleotides. The record is from RefSeq and is a predicted model, not a curated record. Lineage: Eukaryota; Metazoa; Chordata; Testudines; Emydidae.